GCCAAUAGCAGUCAGAAGAAGAAGAAGAGCUGGUGACUCUCUGCGCAUGUGAAGCACAAGAGUAAAUGAGUGGAUGUGUUUUCUCGUAUUUUUUUUUAAAAAACAAUAUCUUUUCGAAUUCAGUUUACCGUAGAAUAAAAUGCCACCAAAGGGUAAAGGUGGGAAAGGAGGUAAAGGAGCUGCUUCAGGAGGUGCAGACGCCGACAAGAAAGAUAAGGCACCAAAGGGAGGCACUGCUGUGAAGGUUCGACACAUCCUCUGUGAAAAACAUGGGAAAUGCAUGGAAGCAAUGGAGAAACUGAAGGCGGGAGUCCGUUUCAGUGAAGUAGCAACACAAUACAGUGAAGACAAAGCUAGACAAGGAGGUGACCUGGGUUGGAUGACGCGAGGAUCGAUGGUCGGACCUUUCCAGGAUGCAGCAUUUGCCCUACCCAUCAGUGCCAUGGAUAAACCAGUCUACACAGACCCUCCCGUCAAGACUAAGUUUGGGUACCACAUCAUUAUGGUUGAGGGGAAAAAGUGAUGUGACAAUGCACAGCAAUAUUUUACACUUUACAUUUUUGUCAAAUUGAUGAACAUUUUUUUGAUUUAUAUUCUGUGUUGAUAA
Messenger RNA from Solea senegalensis (Senegalese sole), 607 nucleotides. It is a transcript of the gene pin4, whose product is annotated as protein (peptidylprolyl cis/trans isomerase) NIMA-interacting, 4 (parvulin). Gene Ontology annotation, biological process: rRNA processing. Gene Ontology annotation, molecular function: DNA binding; peptidyl-prolyl cis-trans isomerase activity. Lineage: Eukaryota; Metazoa; Chordata; Actinopteri; Pleuronectiformes; Soleidae. The transcript has 4 exons. The record is from RefSeq and is a predicted model, not a curated record. The coding region runs from base 140 to 523 and encodes 127 amino acids.